This is a messenger RNA of Notechis scutatus (mainland tiger snake), 754 nucleotides long. The record is from RefSeq and is a predicted model, not a curated record. Lineage: Eukaryota; Metazoa; Chordata; Lepidosauria; Squamata; Elapidae.
AGAGUAGAAAGCUGUCCUUGGACUUUUUAGAAUCACCUCUUUCUGAUAGAGCUGAAGGAUUAGCUGAACCGUUACUUCAGGAUAUUGUUACUUUUGAGGAAGUGGCCGUGUAUUUCUCCAAGGAGGAGUGGUCUCAACUGGAUGCCGACCAACAGGAGCUCUACAGAGAAGUCAUGCUGGAGAAUUCCAGGAAUGUCCUUUCUCUGGGCUUUAAUGGACAAGAGAAUAAGAAAUGCAAGGAGGAACGCCAAGCAAUCCAUUCGAAGGGGGCGGAAAGGAAAUUUGUAGAUCAGAUGCAACCAAAAAGUGAUGAAACAAAACAAUCACAAAGUGGAAUUAAAAGAAGUCUUCCUCAUGUCAGUUGGCUUCCUAACCAUACAAUGAUUGAUACAGGAGAAAGACCAUAUGAAUCCAUGGAGUGUGGAAAGAAGUUUAAUAAAUCCGAUCAUCUCAUUUCUCAUAAAAAGGCACAUUCAGAAGAGGAACGAACUACCUGCAGGGAGUGUGGAAAAACGUUCUGUGGUAAGUACUACCUUAUAAGACAUCAAAGGAUCCACACAGGAGAACGACCGUAUAAAUGCAUGGAGUGUGGAAAGGCCUUUACUCAUAGCAGUCAUCUUAAUACCCACAGGAGGAUCCACACAGGAGAGAAACCGUAUCAAUGCAUGGAGUGUGGAAAGACCUUUACUUAUAGCGGUCAACUUAACACCCACAGGAGGAUCCACACAGGAGAGAAGCCGUAUCAAUGCAUGGA